AGUUUACUCCAGAGCAUCUUAGAGAGAUCUAUGACUUUGCGGUGCAAUUGGCCAAAGAUGCCGGACGCAUGUUGAUGGAUGGUGUGGAGGCCAGAUGCGGCAACGACGGUACUGCUGGGGUACAGCAGGAACAGAUUGAGAAGGACAGUUCGGUGGAUAUUGUUACACAGACUGAUGAAGCNUUCAUCGGCGAGGAAACAUACUCCAAAGGCGCCUCAAAAGACUACCUCAUAACCUCCGCACCAACCUGGUGCGUCGACCCUCUAGACGGCACAGUGAACUACACACACCUCUUUCCCAUGUUCUGCGUCUCCAUCGCCUUUAUCCUCGACCACAAACCCACCAUCGGAGUCAUCUACGCACCUUUUCUAAACCAAAUCUUUUCCGCUUGUUCAGGCCAAGGAGCUUGGCUGAACGAAACUAGAAAAUUGCCUUUGGUGCGCAAUCCAGUGCCGCCUAUGCCUGAGCAGGCACCCAAAGGAUGUGUGUUUAGCUGUGAGUGGGGGAAGGAUAGACGUGAUGUGCAGGAUGGCAAUUUGUACAGGAAGAUUGAGAGNUUUUUGAAUAUGGCAGGAGAGAUUGGAGGAAGAGGAGGAAAAGGUGGUAUGGUGCAUGGAGUGAGGAGUCUUGGAAGUGCAACUCUCGAUCUUGCUUACGUAGCCAUGGGAUCAUUCGACAUCUGGUGGGAAGGUGGAUGUUGGGAAUGGGAUGUAGCAGCAGGCAUCUGUUUGCUACAAGAAGCAGGUGGUUUGGUCACUACUGCGAACCCUCCUGCAGACCCUGCUACAGCUGCAAUUGAGGAUGUUAGGUUGGGCAGUAGACUGUAUCUUGCCAUCAGACCUGCUGGACCUUCGGCAACAGAGACUGGAAGGCAAAGUCAGGAAAGAGUGGUUAGAGAGGUCUGGAAGAGAGUCAGGCAUUUGGAGUACUCGAGACCUGGUGCA
Messenger RNA from Aureobasidium musti, 944 nucleotides. NCBI's taxonomy places the organism in Eukaryota, Fungi, Ascomycota, Dothideomycetes, Dothideales, Saccotheciaceae. The record is from the annotation of a GenBank genome assembly.